ACACUCGCUCGCUCAGUGGCUCAGUGGCAGCCACUUUUUUGUGAUAUAUUUUUGCUUGUCGUAAUAAUAUCAAGAGAACCAUUGCGUGUUUUCGCCACUAAAUUCAGGUGUUAGUUUUGCGCGCCCACGACCAAGUGAACAUACCUAAAGCCACACCAAAUAGCUGCGCAACAUUUGCCAAGCAGCCAAAUCCAAAUCCAAUCGACGUCGUCGUCGUCUACGUCCCCCAAUUAGCGACCCUCGUUAAACUGCGCUGCGCAAAUGACCGUUGGCACUUGUCGGACGGCAAAAUAGAGAGACAAACCAGGAGAAAGAUCUCCAGCAAUGGAUGAUUUGUCGCAGGGCGACAUAUGUCGCGUGUGCCGCUGCGAGGCGCAGCCGGAUCGGCCACUCUUCUAUCCGUGCAUUUGCACGGGCAGCAUUAAGUACAUCCAUCAGGACUGCCUGAUGCAAUGGAUGCGCUACUCUCACAAGGAGUACUGCGAGCUGUGCGGCCAUCUGUUCAGCUUUCAGCCCAUCUAUUCACCGGAUAUGCCGCGCGUGCUGCCCGUCAAGGAUGUGCUGGUCGGGCUCAUGUCUGCGGUGCUGGAGGGCGCCCGCUGCUGGCUGCACUACUCGCUGGUGGGCCUCGCCUGGUUCGGACUGGUGCCGCUGUCCGCAUAUCGCACCUAUCGCUAUCUCUUCCGGGCCAACUCCUUUGACAUGAUCCUCUCGCUGCCGUUUGACAUCUUCUCCAUGGACAAUCUGCCAUCGGAUGCGUUCCGCGGCUGCUUUGUCGUCACCUGUACGCUGCUCUCCUUCAUUGGUCUCGUCUGGCUGCGGGAGCAGAUUCUGCAUGGAGGCGGACCCGAUUGGCUCGAACGCGACGAUGCCCCAGCAGCCGCUCAACCCGCUGCAGCGGCGGCUGCAGCUCCAGCACCUGCCGCCGCUCCACCAGCCGAUGCGGCAGCCGCUGCUGCUGCCGCCCAGGAUGACAACAACAAUGGCGAGGCGCCGCAGGAUUUGCCCAUGGACAAUGCAGCACCAGCCCCAGCCGACAACGCAGGCGAUGCCCAAGGCGCAGCCGGAGAUCCAGCAAAUGCAGCAGCCGCAGCCGCUCCAGGAGAAGCCGAUGCCGACGAACAGAACUGGAACCCCAUGGAGUGGGAUCGUGCAGCCGAGGAGCUCACCUGGGAGCGUCUCCUGGGUCUAGACGGUUCACUGGUGUUCCUGGAGCACGUCUUCUGGAUCAUUUCGCUCAACACGAUGUUCAUCUUUACGUUCGCUUUCUGUCCGUAUUGCGUGGGCAACUUCAUACUCAGCUCCAUGGACCUGCUGCAGCCGGAGAAGCCUUUGCUGCACUUCCACGGCCUGAUUACGACGCUCUUUGGCUACUGCUGCAUUGGCCUGACGCUCGUCGUGCUGCACUUUCUGGCUAGGAUCUUUUGCAUGCGUCGCGUCUGCUGGUUCAUCGGCCUGUGCUACAUUGUGGUGAAGGUCUCGCUGCUCUCUGUCGUGGAGAUUGGCGUGCUGCCGCUCGUCUGCGGCUGGUGGCUGGACAUUUGCUCGCUGCCGCUGCUCGAUGCCAGUCUAAAGGAUCGCAAGGCGAGCUUCAAGGCGGCACCAGGCACCUCACUCUUCAUCCACUGGAUGUUCGGCAUGGUUUAUGUCUACUACUUUGCUGCGUUCAUUUCGCUGCUGCGCGAGGUGCUGCGUCCCGGCGUGCUCUGGAUCUUUCGCAAUGUCAACGAUCCGGACUUUAGUCCCAUUCAGGAGAUGAUCCAUGUGCCCAUUGUGCGGCACAUAAGGCGACUCGUGGCUUCCGCCAUGAUCUUUGGCUUUUCUGUGCUGCUUAUGCUGUGGCUCCCCAUACGCAUUCUGCAGGUGGCCUGGCCGAAUUUCUUGCCCUAUGCUUUGAGCGGUGAUGCGGCGGUCAAUGAUUUGAGUCUGCAACUGCUGCUGCUGCAGAUUGUCUUGCCUGGAUUCUUUGAGCAAACCCAAACGCGCAUCUGGAUGAAGGCCGUGCUCCGCAUCUGGUGCACGGCUGUCUCCUGGCUUCUGGGCAUACGCAGCUACCUCUUGCCCGCGCCGGAGCCCGAGCCGCCUGCUGCUGCCGAGGGCGAGGGCGUGGACGCUGCUGCCGUUGAGAAUGCCAAUCCGGAUGUGGCGCCACAGGCACCGCCACCACCACCGCCGCCACCUGUGGAUCCGUUUCCCAUACAUUUGCGAAAUCUGGCCGCCGCACAUCAAGCCAUCAUGCAGCGGGAUGCCCCUGUGGGCUUCCAGCCGUACGAGAAGCCGACACUCUUUGCCUUCCGCCUGUGCGCGCUGCUGACGCUGAUGUGCCUGUCGAUUGUCUGCGCGGCCAUCCUAACGCUCACGGUGCCCGUGUACAUUGGUCGCCGUCUGAUGGUGCUCUGGACGGGACAACCAGGCGAGAAGGCAGCGGCAGCUGUUGCUGCUGCUGUUCCUGCCGCUGCGCCAGAGGGCGCACCGCUGCCCGUUGUGGAUCCCGAGGCGAUCCGGAAGAACGAGCGUUUGCUGCGCGCCCAUGAGCUCUACACCGCGGAGAUUGGCGGCUACUUGUGCUGGAUUGUGCUGCGCGGCGUGGCUGUGGUGGCCACCCUGCUGCCCCAAGGACGCACGGCAAUUGUGAACAAGCUGAAGCAAUGGGCCUCCGUGACGCUGCAGUAUGCGCUGCCCGUGAUCACGCUGGUGGGCAUCUUUGUGCUGGUGCCGCUGCUGUUUGGACUGCUGCUGGAGCUGGUGGUGGUCAUACCGCUGCGUGUGCCCCUGCUCAAGACGCCGAUACACUUCCUGUGGCAGGACUGGGCGCUGGGCAUGCUCUACACCAAAAUAGCCAUUGCCCUGACCCUCAUGGGGCCCGAGUGGCAUCUGCGACGUGCCCUGGAGCGCGCCUACACGGACGGACUGCGAGAUUUCGAUCUGAAGUUCGUGAUGCGGGAUCUGGCCGUGCCAGUGGUGACCACCUUUGGACUGGCCCUGGCCAUACCCUAUGUAAUGGCGCAGAUGGUGCUGCCCAUGUUCUUUGUGAAUCGCUACACGCAGCAUUACAUCUAUCGGCUGGUGUAUCCCGUCAGCUUUGUCGUCGUGGGCACCAUCUGUUUUGUGCUCUUCCAGAUCAAGCAGCUGAAGAAGCUGUAUCUAUCGAUCAAGGUGGACAAGUACUUGGUGGGGCAGCGUCUGGUCAACUACGAGAAUCGCAAGAAGCAGCAACAGCAGGAGGAGGAGCAAAAGGCACGCGAUCUCAAGGAGCGUCGCGAAAAGGAAAAGGAACUUGUGGCCAACCUCUUGGGUGUGGAUAUGGCAGAGGUGCCCGAGGAGUAUGCCGAUCUGUACGGUGACCGGGACGGGGAACCCAAUCAGGUGCGCGUCUUAAACCGCAUUAGGCGACGCGACCACCUGAUACGCCCCGCACCGCUAGCAGAUGCCAACGAGGAGCUGCUCUAAUGUAGAAAAAAAGAAAAAGAAAACCAACUGACAAGCAAAUCUUCAAGUGAAAUAUACAAAAAACAAAUUCCUUUUCCUGCUUUGCGCUGCACACUGGUUUUAUUGUUUUUUGGCUUAGUUAAACUUUCAAUUGUUGCAACUGAUGCAAUUGUUGAGAAGCCCCUCCUCCCCCUUGGACCGUGUGUGUCGCUUCUAGCACCUAAAAAGAAAACCUUCAUCUACUCCACUGAGACUUCAAUGUAUUUAAGUAGCUAACCCCCCCCCGGCCCAGCCCCCUUACAUAGUGUAGAAAAAAACGAAAAUUGUCAUCAUAUAUGGCUCAUAUUUUAGACCCUUACACAACCUUUCUUGCGAACUGUCUAAAGAUUAUGCUAAAAUUUACCAAAAACCAAAUUUCAAAUUAGAACAACAAAAACGAAUACACAAA
Molecule: messenger RNA, 3877 nt
Organism: Drosophila guanche
Lineage: Eukaryota; Metazoa; Arthropoda; Insecta; Diptera; Drosophilidae
Product: E3 ubiquitin-protein ligase MARCHF6
Exons: 2
Coding region: 325-3450 (1041 amino acids)
Cellular component (GO): endoplasmic reticulum membrane
Molecular function (GO): zinc ion binding
Source: RefSeq, a predicted model, not a curated record